AUGAAUGGAAGAUGCCUCUUCUCUUUGUCUUGGUCGGUCCAGGGAACCGCGUUAGGCCAAAAAAAACUAUAUGGAGACAAAGAAGUUCGUAUUACACCAAGAAUUGACAAGCGAAUGAAUCGGCUAUUUUUUCGUCGGUGCGCUCAUUCCGAAUUUCUUUGUACCGACCAGAAGAGCACAAGAGAAAAGCGGAUCCAAUACCAAGACGACUUCUUUCUCAGGAAGUGCAGCAAGUACUUGAGAAAUGUUGGAAUAUCAUGCCCCACGGAAAAUAGACUUACCGACAAGAGAGAACGAGACUGA
Beta vulgaris subsp. vulgaris (sugar beet) is the source of this 303-nucleotide messenger RNA. The record is from the annotation of a RefSeq genome assembly. Lineage: Eukaryota; Viridiplantae; Streptophyta; Magnoliopsida; Caryophyllales; Amaranthaceae.